This is a messenger RNA of Neopsephotus bourkii (Bourke's parrot), 1998 nucleotides long. It is a transcript of the gene PBX1, whose product is annotated as PBX homeobox 1. Gene Ontology annotation, biological process: embryonic organ development; eye development; neuron development. Lineage: Eukaryota; Metazoa; Chordata; Aves; Psittaciformes; Psittacidae. Gene Ontology annotation, molecular function: RNA polymerase II cis-regulatory region sequence-specific DNA binding; DNA-binding transcription factor activity, RNA polymerase II-specific. Gene Ontology annotation, cellular component: nucleus. The transcript has 8 exons. The coding region runs from base 540 to 1652 and encodes 370 amino acids. The record is from RefSeq and is a predicted model, not a curated record.
AGGCUGAGACCUCGUCCUGCUCGUAGUGCUGGCAGUAGUCUGUCAGCCCUAAAGUACUGGCUGCCCUUGCUUCGCCCUCCUCUCUAGGAGCAGGGUAAGGUGCUGGUGGGGCUGACAUAGUGGCUGAGGGUCACCCAUGGUCUCAGUGAUGCCUGGGUGAUUCUUGAGUCCGGCAAUGCCCCUGCCUCAUUGUGGUUUUGGCCAUAGCUCCUUUUAAGGCUCGAACAGAUGAAGCCAAAUGGUGUGCUGGAAAACAUUCCUGACUCCAAGGGAGAUGCUGUCUAGGAACUGCUGUCUGCCUUUACAUGCAUUUUGGGUGUAUUUGGCCUGUUCUGACAGCAGAAGUGCAAGCACAGUGCACAAUCGGCUAGGGGCUGGACAGCUUUUUGAGUGAAAAUGUGUUUCAGCAGUUGUGUGGUGGUCCAGCUGUGGUGCAGUGGCCUAGUGCCUGCCCCGACAAGAGCAACCGCAGUGACUUAUCUCAGUCCCCAGGGCUGGGCCUUUUGCUGUGGCUCAACAGCCUGCUGCCGGCCCGUGAAAUGCAAUCAGAGCUAUGCGGAUGCCACGAGCCAGGGCAAACUGACUCUUCCCAUCUCAUCCCACAGAGAACAAACAGAGCUCAAGUGCUGAGCAUCAGAGGAGCACAGGAAGAGGAGCCCACGGAUCCCCAGCUGAUGCGGUUAGACAACAUGCUUCUGGCUGAGGGGGUAGCAGGCCCUGAAAAAGGAGGUGGCUCAGCCGCUGCUGCCGCUGCUGCUGCAGCAUCAGGAGGAGCCGGCUCUGACAACUCAGUGGAGCACUCUGACUACAGAGCCAAACUGUCCCAGAUCCGGCAGAUCUACCACACGGAGCUGGAGAAGUACGAGCAGGCAUGCAAUGAAUUCACCACCCAUGUGAUGAACCUGCUGCGUGAGCAGAGCCGGACCCGACCUAUCUCACCAAAGGAGAUAGAGCGAAUGGUGAGCAUCAUCCACCGCAAGUUCAGCUCCAUCCAGAUGCAGUUGAAGCAAAGCACGUGUGAAGCUGUCAUGAUCUUGCGCUCCCGAUUUCUGGAUGCACGGCGGAAGAGACGAAACUUCAACAAGCAAGCUACGGAAAUCCUGAAUGAGUAUUUCUAUUCCCAUCUCAGCAACCCUUACCCCAGUGAGGAAGCCAAAGAAGAGCUAGCCAAGAAAUGCGGCAUCACAGUCUCACAGGUAUCAAACUGGUUUGGAAAUAAGAGAAUCCGGUACAAGAAGAACAUAGGUAAAUUUCAAGAGGAAGCCAAUAUUUAUGCUGCCAAAACGGCUGUCACGGCUACCAAUGUGUCAGCCCAUGGAAGCCAGGCUAACUCACCCUCAACUCCCAAUUCAGCUGGUUCUUCCAGUUCUUUUAACAUGUCAAACUCUGGAGAUUUGUUCAUGAGCGUGCAGUCUCUCAAUGGGGAUUCUUACCAAGGGGCCCAGGUUGGAGCCAACGUGCAGUCACAGGUGGAUACCCUUCGCCAUGUUAUCAGCCAGACAGGAGGAUACAGUGAUGGACUCGCAGCAAGUCAGAUGUAUAGUCCGCAGGGCAUCAGUGCUAAUGGAGGUUGGCAAGACGCUACUACCCCAUCGUCGGUGACCUCCCCCACAGAAGGCCCUGGCAGCGUUCACUCUGAUACCUCCAACUGAUCUCCCAGCAAAUUGCAUCCCUGGCUGAGCCGGUCCCGGCGGGGCAGGAGGGGAGGGGGCCUCUCCUAACACUGCAGCAGUCAGACUGGAGGUGAACCCAAUCAGCACACACAAGAAGACUCCUUCUCUUCUCUUCUCUUCGUCGGGAUGCUUUUUUCAGCCAAUCUGGACACUUCUUUAUACUCUCUUCCCUUUCUUUUCUGGGUAGAAGCCACUCCCUCCCUGCCACCGCCACAACACCACUCCCUUCCCCUCACCCCUUCCCACCGAAGGAUAUGUCAACAGGUAGAAGGAUUUUAAGGAGGAAAAGCAAAAAUCAACUGCCACCACACAAAACAACCCCAAA